Molecule: messenger RNA, 942 nt
Organism: Belonocnema kinseyi
Lineage: Eukaryota; Metazoa; Arthropoda; Insecta; Hymenoptera; Cynipidae
Product: putative sugar lactone lactonase YvrE
Exons: 5
Coding region: 1-942 (313 amino acids)
Biological process (GO): L-ascorbic acid biosynthetic process
Molecular function (GO): gluconolactonase activity; calcium ion binding
Source: RefSeq, a predicted model, not a curated record
AUGGAAGCAGUUAAAUUAAAAGCGGUGGGGAUUUUGAACGAGCUGAGAGAAGUGGACUUCCAUCACUGCUUCAGCCAAUGGAAGAUUUGUAUGGAGCGGUGUAGAGAUUGCCAAGGGGAGUACAUUGAAGGUCACGGUCCCCUAACUUUUGCUAUUCCGGUUAAAGACUAUGCCCACCAUUAUUUGGUCAGUUAUAAUAAUGAAAUCAUAUUAAUCUACUGGAAUGCUGAAACAGAUACUAACAAUCACAUGUUGUUGAAAUAUGACGAAAUAAAACUACCGCCACAUGAAGCAAUCAAUUAUGGGAUUGCCGACCCGUUUGGCGGACUAUGUUUUUGGACGGCUAAAGUAGAUGGAUCAAAUACGGGAAAAGUGUUUUUUUUUCAUCUACGGUAUCGUACUCCGCGCGUUAUAGAACUGAUCAUUCCGGGAAUUCCUCUCAGCAAUGGAAUUGUGUGGCAUCUGAACGAUCGUACCAAAAUCUAUUACUGUGAUGGUAUGAAUAAUAGAAUCCUGUCAUACGGUUAUGAUCCGGCAACAAGAAGAAUUAUUGGUAACAAUGGUAUCGCCUUUGACUUGGAUGUAUGGAUAAGGAAGCGGAAGCGUCCUCUCUAUAAAGGCCAUGCCAUGCUGGGUCGUAUGACAAUUGAUAUCAAAGGUCGGCUCUAUGUACCUCUUUAUGGAGGUUCACAUGUCCUUCAAAUUGAUCCACAUACUCAAGGAGUGCUGCAUACUAUUCACAUACCUGCAGUCAAAGUCACAGCAUGCGUUUUCGGAGGUAAGGAUCUGAAUAUUUUGUAUGUGUCAUCGAUGAGAUGUGCUACUAAUGAAAAAUGUCCAGCUACCGAUCAGGGUGGUAAGAUUUUCGCCGUACCUCACCUUGACGAUGAAAUGAAGGGAGAGAAGGCCAUGCCAUUCGUGUUGCCUUAUCAACCUCAGUGA